This is a messenger RNA of Mercenaria mercenaria, 2465 nucleotides long. RefSeq lists its product as uncharacterized. The record is from RefSeq and is a predicted model, not a curated record. Gene Ontology annotation, biological process: regulation of apoptotic process. Bases 40 to 1581 code for a protein of 513 amino acids. Lineage: Eukaryota; Metazoa; Mollusca; Bivalvia; Venerida; Veneridae. The transcript is spliced from 16 exons.
AAAUUUAAACGUCGGUAAAAACGGUUUUGCACGGCAGAAAUGGGUGGAAAGUUAUCCGGAAAAUAUUCAAGCCAGGAUGAUCGAUUCGCUAGAGAAUGGAAUGCAGAAUCAUCGAGACUGGUUGAGCAAUUUACAAGAGAAUGGAAUACGAAACUAUCGAGACGGGUUGAGCGAUUCACAAGAGAAUGGAACGCGGAAUUAUCGAGACGGAUUGAGCGAUUUACAAGAGAAUGGAAUGCGGAGUCAUCGAGACGGGUUGAGCGAUUCACAUUAGAAUGGAAUGCGGAAUUAUCGAGACGCCAGAGACUGGAUCAACAAUUUGCUGAUAAUGCUACUAAUACGGACUCUAUGCAAUCGUCAAUUUUCACCAUCCCUUUACGCACAAGACAUGUUAUGAUACCAGAGGAUGCUUCUGGUUCUACACCACCUAGAGCGCAGGCAAAUCCGGAAUAUGCUGCUGAAUUGUCUGGAUUGGCUUCGGAGGAAGAUGACUCAACUCAUUAUUACUAUUAUGUAUAUGGUGACGGAAGCAUAGAAAGAGCAGAGACCAGGGCAAAGGCUUCACAUUCGAACGACCAUUAUUUGACACCAGUAUUCACGGAACACCCACGUUUGUCUUUAACCAAUGGGAUUAUAACAGAACAACCGGAAGAGCAACCUUAUGCCCACAUACGACUACCUUCAUGCGAGCAACAAAUAGAUCAGCCUGCUCCUUUACCACCUCCUUGUCAGAAACAGCCUUGCAACGUAUCUCUUCAACCAGACGAACAUAGCGAGGAUGACAACGAUCUACCUCCAUACAAGAGACAAACAGCCGUGUCUUCCAAUAUUUCGGGAUGUUCUCCGAAAACGACUGCAAUAUACGAGGGGGAUUGCAGUGAUAGGGCUAAUCCUAAAUGCGAUACUAGCGUUGAGGAUGCAGAUAAACUAGAGUCUGGAUUCUCAUUGACGCAAAUUGUCAUCGAAAAUACUGGUACCGCCAGUAGAGAGUUCGAAGCUCAGCAGUGUCGAAAACAGGAGGCAGGUAGCCUGCAUAGAUACGAGGAAAUGAUUAAUCUUUGUAGACCAAUGAUAGUGUCAAAUAUAAUUGUUAGUCAGGUCCUUCCUCAUCUGCAAACGUGUUUAAGUCAAGCUGAUAUCAGUGCCAUUAAAAGCGAACAAGAUCGACACAAAGCAGUAGAGCUUUUACUAGACAAAUUACAAGCAAGCAAGGAACCUGGGAAGUGGAAAAUGUUUGUUCAAGCAUUGGAAGAGUGUAAAUAUCAGACGAUAGUUGAUGCUCUGAGACGAAAAGGUGCUGCAGACAAUAAUGAUCAUAUAAAGAUCUUGCAUAUGUUUUCACCUAAACUUCGAGAAAUGAUUGUACCAUCUGAGCUAACAGUUGAUCUCCUGAAGGUAGAUGUCAUCAACUCGGAUGACAGAAGUGAAAUACACCAGAAAGAACGUUCCGCUGGCGCUGUCGCGGCAGCUGACAUCUUGCUUGAUAGAAUUCCUAGUAAACAUCCGAGGUGGUUUGAUAAUUUUCUCGAAGCAUUAAGAAGUGUCAACCGUUCUGAUCUGGCAGACAUGCUGACAGGCUAGUUAUCUUCAUCUAUUUCAUUCACCUGUACCAGACUAUCCAUUCUCGUAUUCAUCGUUUUUUAAAAUGAUAAAACUCUUACAUAUUUAACAAUUGGUCUUUAUCGAUUUAGCCCAGUCUUAGUAAACUGGAAUACAGGUUGGUUUAGCGACCACAAAGGUCAAAGUCACCCAACCAAACCUUUUUCUUUUAAUUCAAUAUAGUUCUUAGUAUCCCCUUGAAACACUUCUGAUACACAUUGCCCUCUUCACAAGCGCGUACAACAACACCAGACGCCCCUGUCAAAAUUUAACAAAGCCAACUUAUAAAUGACCAUGCUUUUCCUCAGCCAAAGUUUAAAAUAAAAUCAUUAGGUAAGUGUGAUUUUGAAAAUAUAAUAUAGACAUACUGGUUGUAGAACGUUUUAUCGAAGUUUAUCAUUCUUAUAACCGGAUGUGUAAUUUUGUUCAUACAUUCUUGUUGUAUAUACUUUCUUCUAUAUUGGCAAACAUUUUAUUUUACUUUUUUACUAGAAAUACCCAGAUUUUAUUCCCGGUGAAGAUAUUGAAAUGGCAUCGGACUUCUAACUUAUAAGCCGCAAACAGUUGAUGAUUUUUUCUAGUGUUAUAACAAAAUGACAAUGCAACAUGCAUUUAGAAAAAUAAAUCCACUAAUUCCAACAAAUGGAAAUAAUAUAACAUAUAUCUCUGUAUCAAAUAUUUAUAAACGACUUCUAAUUGAAAUAAUCUUAUAGCACUAUUACAAAAAAAAGACAAUAUUUUCAAAUAUUUCCUAUUCUUACAUUAUUCAAAACUCUUAGUAAAUACUAAUGACAGGUGUUCCCUUUUAGCCUUAGUUAAAACGCGCAUUAGUUGAAGUAUCUCAUUUUCAUCAAGGAAAUUGUAGA